AUAAAUGUGAUAAUUUCAUUUUUCUUUACAGGUGAAUAAUAUACCAUUGUAUGAAUGUACCACAUUUUCAUUAUCCAUUCCUCAGUUGAUGAACACCCAGGCUCUUUCCAUUUCCUGGGUAUUGUGAAUGUAAUAGCAAGUAACGUGGAUAUACAAGUGUCCCUAUAGUAGGAUAUAGAGUCCUUUUGGAUGUAUGCCCAAGAGUGAUUAAGCUGGGUCGUAUGUGCCACCAGAAGAUAUUACCUGGGUGCAGUGGAACUAUACUGGAACUAUAGGCAGAGUGACCUGCUCAAUGUGCUGCAUACGGACACAAGAUUUCUUCCUAGAAUGCCAUCAACUUUUCCAUUCAACACCUCCAUCAUGUACAAAAAGACUGUGUUUGUAGAGUACAUGGACCACCUUUUCAACAUUGCCAAGCCCAGGCCACCCUGGAUGGGUCUGCUGGGUCCUACCAUUUGGACUGAGGUUCAUGACACUGUGGUUAUUACACUUAAAAACAUGGCUUCUCAUCCUGUCAGUCUUCAUGCUGUUGGUGUUUCCUACUGGAAAGCUUCUGAGGGAGCUGAAUAUGAAGAUCAGACAAGCCAAAGGGAGAAGGAAGACGAUAAAGUUUUUCCUGGUGAAAGUCAUACCUAUGUUUGGCAGGUCCUGAAAGAGAAUGGUCCAAUGGCCUCUGACCCUCCAUGUCUCACCUAUUCAUAUCUUUCUCAUGUGGAUCUGGUGAAAGAUUUGAAUUCAGGCCUCAUUGGAGCUCUGCUAGUAUGUAAAGAAGGAAGUCUUUCCAAAGAAAGAACACCAAUGUUGCACCAAUUUGUACUACUUUUUGCUGUGUUUGAUGAAGGGAAGAGCUGGCAUUCAGAAACAAAAGACUCCUUCACACAGGCUAUGGAUUCUACAUCUAAUGGAGCCUGGCCUAAAAUGCACACAAUAAAUGGCUAUGUAAACAGAUCUCUGCCAGGUCUAAUUGGAUGCCAUAGGAAAUCAGUCUACUGGCAUGUGAUUGGAAUGGGCACUACCCCUGAAGUACACUCAAUAUUCCUCGAAGGUCACACGUUUCUCGUGAGGAACCACCGUCAGGCUUCCUUGGAAAUAUCACCAAUAACUUUCCUUACUGCUCAAAUACUCUUGAUAGAUCUUGGACAGUUCCUGCUAUUUUGUCAUAUCUCUUCCCAUAAGCAUGAUGGCAUGGAAGCUUAUGUCAAAGUAGAUAGCUGCCCUGAGGAACCCCAAUGGCAAAAGAAAAAUAAUGAGGAAAUGGAAGAUUAUGAUGAUGAUCUUGAUUCAGAAAUGGACAUGUUCAUACUGGAUGAUGAUAAUUCUCCUUUUAUCCAAAUUCGCUCGGUUGCCAAGAAGUACCCUAAAACUUGGAUACAUUAUAUUUCUGCUGAGGAAGAAGACUGGGACUAUGCUCCUUCAGUUCUCAUCUCUAAUGAUGGAAAUUAUAAAAGCCAGUAUCUGAGCAAUGGUCCUCAUCGGAUUGGUAGAAAAUACAAAAAAGUCAGAUUUAUAGCAUACACAGAUGAAACUUUUAAGACUCGUGAAACUAUCCAGCAUGAAUCAGGAAUCUUGGGACCUUUACUUUAUGGGGAAGUUGGAGACACUUUGUUGAUUAUAUUUAAGAAUCAAGCAAGCCGACCAUAUAACAUUUACCCUCAUGGAAUCACUGACGUCAGCCCUCUACACUCAAGGAGAUUGCCAAGAGGUAUAAAGCAUGUGAAGGAUUUGCCAAUUCAUCCAGGAGAGAUAUUCAAGUAUAAAUGGACAGUUACUGUAGAAGAUGGACCAACUAAAUCGGAUCCACGAUGCCUGACCCGCUAUUAUUCAAGUUUCAUCAACCCUGAGAGAGAUCUAGCUUCAGGACUCAUUGGCCCUCUUCUCAUCUGCUACAAAGAAUCUAUAGAUCAAAGAGGAAACCAGAUGAUGUCAGACAAGAGAAAUGUCAUCCUGUUUUCUCUGUUUGAUGAGAACCAAAGCUGGUAUAUCACAGAGAACAUGCAACGCUUCCUCCCCAAUGCAGCUGAUACACAGCCCCAGGACCCUGAGUUCCAGACCUCCAACAUCAUGCACAGCAUCAAUGGCUAUGUUUUUGGUAGCUUGCAGUUGUCAGUUUGUUUGCAUGAGGUGGCAUACUGGUACAUUCUCAGUGUUGGAGCACAGACAGACUUCUUAUCUAUCUUCUUCUCUGGAUAUACCUUCAAACACAAAACGGUCUAUGAAGAUACACUUACCCUGUUUCCAUUCUCAGGAGAAACUGUCUUUAUGUCGAUGGAAAACCCAGGUCUAUGGGUCUUGGGAUGUCAUAAUUCUGACUUUCGGGAGAGAGGUAUGACAGCCUUGCUGAAAGUUUCUAGUUGUGACAAGAGCACUAGUGAUUAUUAUGGAGAAAUAUAUGAAGAUAUUCCAACACAGUUGGUGAAUGACAACAAUGUCAUUGCACCCAGAAGCUUUUUCCAGAAUUCAAAUCAUCCUAACACUAGGAAAAAGAAAUUCAAAGCCACCCCAAUUCUAAAAAAUUAUAUAGAGAAGAUUGAGCCUCAGUUUGGAGAGACAGCAGAGAUGCUUAAAAUACAAAGUGUCUCCUCUAGUGACUUAUUGAUGCUCUUGGAACAGAGUCAACCUACUCCACAUGGCUUAUCCUUAUCAGAUAACCAACAAGCCAUCUAUGAGGCUAUUCCUGAUGAUCAUUCCCUUGAUGCAAUAUACAACAAUGAAGGCCCAUCUAAAGUUGUCCAAGUCAGGCCAGAACUCCAUCAAAGUGGCAAAAUAGUAUUUACUCCUGAGUCAGGCCUCCAGUUAAGAUCAAAUAAAAAUUUGGAGACAACUAUAGAAGUAAAGUGGAAGAAACUUGAUUUGCAAGUUUCUGGUUUGCCAAAUAAUCUAAUGACCACAACAAUUCUGUCAGACAAUUUGACAGCAAUUUCUGAAAAGAUAGAUUAUUCAGGAUCUCCAGAUAUGCCAGUUCACUUUAUUAGUAAAUUAGGCACCACUGCAUUUAGUAAAAAAUUACAUCCCCUUAUUGGGUCUCAUGUACCUCUGAACAUUAGUGAAAGAAAUAGUGAUUCCAACUUGUUGGAUGCAACUUUAAUGACUAAUCAAGAAAAUUCACUAAGAGAUAAUAUAUCAUCAAUGGAGAAUGAUAGAUUACUCAAAGAGAAGAGCUUUUAUGGAAUUGCUUUGUUAGACAAAGAUAAUACCUUAUUCAAAGAUAAUAUCUCUUUGAUGAAAACAAACAAGACAUAUAAUCAUUCAACAACUAAUGGAAAAGCUCACAUUGACAGUCCAACAUCAAGUGAGACUAUUACAGCAAUCUUGCAGGAUACUGUAUUAAAAAUCAAUAGUGAAAUUCAAGAAUUAACAUCUUUGAUUCAUGAUGGCACACUUUCAGGCAAAAAUACUACAUAUUUGAGACUGAACCAUAUGCUGAAUAGAUCUGACUUAUCAAAAACUAAAGAAAUAUUUCCUAAAAAAGAUGAGGAUCCUGUUCCCCGAGAUACAGAAAAUACAAUCAUGCCAUUUUUCAAAAUGCUAUUCUUGCCAGAAUCAGCAAAUUGGAUGAAACGGACCAAUGGAAACAACUCCUUGAACUCUAAGAAAGGGCCCAGUCCAAAGCAAUUAGUAUCUUUAAUUUUAGAAAAGUCUGUGAAAAAUCAGACUUUCUUGUCAGAGAAGAAUAAAGUGAUAGUAGAACAGGAUGAAUUCACAAAGGACACAGGACUCAAACACAGGGUUUUUCCAAGCAACAUGAGCAUAUUUCUUACCACCUUGGCUAAUGUACAAGAAAAUAUGUACAAUCAAGAAAAAGAUAUUCAGGAAGAGAUAGAGAAGGAAGCAUCAAUCAAAGAGAAAGUAGUUUUGCCUCAGGUGCACAUAGCAACUGGCUCUAAGAACUCCCUGAAAGACAUUUUCUUUCUAGGUACUAGAAAUACUUCAAUACUUCAAGAUAUCAGCUCAAUAAACAACUCAACAAAUACAGUAGAGAGUCACAUGGCCCAUUUCUUUAAAAAAGAGGAGGACGGGGAAAUAAAUUCAGAAGGUUUGGUAAAUAAAACCAGAGAAAUGGUAAAGAACUAUACAAGCCAAAAGAAUAAUAUUACUCGACGUAGUAAACGAGCUUUGGGACAAUUCAGACUCCCACUAAAAGAAACAGAGCUUGACAAGCAGCAAAUUGUUAAAUCCAAUAAAGCAAAGAGACAUGAGGAAAGAUUGAAAGAAACAAGCGAGAGCUCUGAAAAGAUUCUCUCUAAACUGCUGGACCAUGAUGCUGCACAGAUGCCAAAAGAUAAGUGGAAACCCAAACAGAAGUCACCAGAAAUUACAUCCACUAAGAGAGAGGACAUUAUUUUGUCUCUGAACCCUCAUGAAAAUAAUCAUUCAGUAGUGGGAAAUGAGAAACAAAAUUGGCCCCAAAGAGAAGCCUCUUGGGUAAAGCAAGGUCAGAUUCAAAGGUUGUGCUCUCAAAAUCCACCACACUUGAAACGCCAUCAAAGGGAACUUAAUGCUCUUGAGUCAGAACAAGAAGCAACUGACUAUGAUGAUUCCAUCACUGUUGAAACAAAUGAGGAUUUUGACAUUUAUGGUGAAAAUAUAAAGCAGGAUCCCCGCAGCUUUCAACAGAAGACACGGCACUAUUUUAUUGCAGCUGUGGAGCGGCUCUGGGACUAUGGGAUGAGUACAUCUCCUCAUGUUCUACAAAAUAGGCAUCAAAGUGGCAAUGCACCUCAGUUCAAGAAAGUAGUUUUUCAAGAAUUUACUGAUGGCUCCUUUAGUCAACCCUUGUACCGGGGAGAACUAAAUGAACAUUUGGGGUUGUUGGGACCAUAUAUAAGAGCAGAAGUUGAAGACAAUAUUAUGGUAACUUUCAAAAACCAGGCCUCUCGCCCCUACUCCUUCUAUUCUAGCCUUAUUUCUUAUAAGGAAAAUCAGAGACAAGGAGAAGAACCUAGAAGAAACUUUGUCAAGCCUAAUGAAACAAAAAUUUAUUUUUGGAAAGUACAACAUCAUAUGGCACCCACAGAAGAUGAGUUUGACUGCAAGGCCUGGGCUUAUUUCUCUGAUGUUGAUCUUGAAAGAGAUAUGCACUCAGGAUUGAUUGGACCCCUUCUGAUUUGCCACACGAACACACUGAAUCCUGCUCAUGGAAGACAAGUGUCAGUACAGGAAUUUGCUCUGUUUUUCACUAUCUUUGAUGAGACCAAGAGCUGGUACUUUACUGAAAAUGUGGAAAGGAACUGCAAGAAACCCUGCAAUAUCCAGAUAGAAGACCCCACUUUGAAAAAUAAUUAUCGCUUCCAUGCAAUCAAUGGUUAUGUGAUGGAUACCCUACCAGGCUUAGUAAUGGCUCAAGAUCAAAGAAUUCGUUGGUAUCUUCUCAGCAUGGGCAGCAAUGAGAACAUCCAGUCUAUUCAUUUCAGUGGACAUGUGUUCACUCUACGGAAAAAAGAGGAGUACAAAAUGGCAGUGUACAACCUCUACCCAGGAGUUUUUGAGACAGUGGAAAUGCUACCAUCCAGAGCUGGAAUUUGGCGAGUAGAAUGUCUUAUUGGCAAGCACUUACAGGCUGGAAUGAGCACUCUUUUUCUAGUAUACAACAAGUGGUGUCAGAUUCCCCUGGGAAUGGCUUCUGGAAGCAUCAGGGAUUUUCAGAUUACAGCUUCUGGACACUAUGGACAGUGGGCUCCAAACCUGGCCAGACUUCAUCAUUCUGGAUCAAUCAAUGCCUGGAGUACCAAGGAGCCCUUUUCUUGGAUCAAGGUAGAUCUGUUGACACCAAUGAUUAUUCAUGGCAUCAAGACUCAGGGUGCCCGUCAGAAAUUUUCCAGCCUCUACAUCUCUCAGUUUAUCAUCAUGUAUAGUCUCGAUGGCAAGAAGUGGCUGAGUUAUCGAGGGAAUUCCACUGGAACUUUAAUGGUCUUCUUUGGCAAUGUGGAUUCAUCUGGGAUUAAGCACAAUAGUUUUAAUCCUCCAAUUAUUGCUCGGUAUAUCCGUUUGCACCCCACUCAUUCUAGCAUCCGCAGUACUCUUCGAAUGGAGUUGAUUGGCUGUGAUUUAAACAGUUGUAGCAUACCAUUGGGAAUGGAGAAUAAAGUAAUAUCAGAUACACAAAUUACUGCCUCAUCCUACUUCACCAAUAUGUUUGCCAGUUGGUCUCCUUCACAAGCACGACUUCACCUCCAGGGAAGGACUAAUGCCUGGCGACCUCAGGUGAAUGAUCCAAAAGAAUGGUUGCAAGUGGACUUACAAAAGACAAUGAAAGUCACUGCAAUAAUAACACAGGGAGUGAAAUCUCUCUUUACCAGCAUGUUUGUGAAAGAGUUCCUUAUCUCCAGCAGUCAAGAUGGCCAUCACUGGACUCACAUUUUACACAAUGGCAAAAUAAAGGUUUUUCAGGGGAAUCAUGACUCAUCCACACCAACGGUGAAUUCUCUAGACCCACCAUUACUCACUCGAUACCUUCGAAUUCACCCCCAGGUCUGGGAGCACCAAAUUGCCCUGAGGCUUGAGAUUCUUGGAUGUGAGGCCCAGCAGCUGUACUGAGGUGGCUUCUGCAUCCUCUACUUGUUACUCUUUGCCUCCUUCUUCAGCUCCAGGAUUGUCUUAGUCAGUGUGUUGUUGCUGUGAAAAAUCACCAUGACCAUGACAACUCUUAUCAAAGAAAGCAUUUAAUUGUGGCUUGCUUAUAAUUUCAGAGGUUUAGUCUAUUGUCAUGGUAGAGAGUAUGGUAGCAUGUAGGCAGAUAUGGUACUCAAGAAGCAGCUUAGAGUUCUACAUCUGAAUCCACAGGCUGCAGGAAGAGAGAGAGAAUGGCCCUGGCUGGGCUUUUUAAACCUCAGUGUCCACCCUCAGUGACACACUUCCUCCAACAUGGCCAUACCUACUCCAACAAGGCCAUACCUCCUAAUCCUCUGUAGCUCCACUCCCUGAUGACUGAGAAUUCAAAUAUAUGAGCCUAUGGGGGCUAUUCUUUUCAAACCACAAGGAAGUUCUCUCACUAAUUCAAGACCAGCAUCCCUCUCAGGUUUCCACAUACAUACUGCCCCACACUGAUUAUGCCACCAUCAUUUUAUUUAAAACCAUACAGUCAUAUAUGACUCUAUUCUGAUGCUUCCCAAAUUAUUAAUUCUGCAUUUUCCGAAAACUUAAGUGUCAACAUUCAUAAUGGAAGCUGUGAAGAAUCACACUAAGUUUUAUAAUUUCAGUAUCAAAUAUAUUUUAUGCACUACCAAAACCAAAAAAUUUGUGACAGAAUCAGAACUAGAAAAACAAUUAGCUUAUACCCUCUUAAAUAACUCAUGACCAUUAGCUGCAUUCUUGACCCCCUUAUAUUUAGCCUUCCUUGUUCUCUUUUCUUCAUGUUAUAUUGUACCCAAAUGUACAUUUUUGUUUACAUAUAUACAUAUAUUAUUAGCUAUAUGCAGAUUUUUUUCUUUGACAUUGUAUGACCUCACUUAAUAAUAUACAUUCGAAGUCUAUCCAUGUUCCUGUAAUUUUACCUUCAUUUGAACCUUAAUUUAGAACCUGAAGCACUGAAACUUUUAGAAGAAAACACAGAGGAGAGCCUUUAACAUAUCAGAGUAGUCAAGAACUUUUUAAUCAAACACUAACAGCAUAGGAACUAACCCCAAGUAUCAACAGAUGGGACUGCAUGAAAAUAAAAAGUUUCUGUACAGAAAAAGAAACAAUCAGCAGUUAACAUACAGCCCACAGAAUAAGAGAAAAGUCUUUACCAGCUACACAUCAUGAAAACAUAAAUAUCCAGAAUUUACAAAGAACUGCAGAAAUUAAAUACCAAUUAAAAAUUGUUAAUCAACUAAUAGGCAAAUGAACAUAAUGCACAGUUUUCAAAAAAAUGAAACACAACUGGUCAAUAACUAUUUUUUAGUGUUCAAUAUCCCUACCCAUCAGGGAAAUGCAAAUCAAACUAUUUUGAGAUACCACCUCACCCUAGUCAUUAUAGCUAUCAACAAAUCUGAUGAGAAAUGUUGGAGGGGAUGUGGAGAGAAGGCAUACUUUAUUCGCUGUUGGUGGUAAUUAAUAUUGCCAUUGUGGAAAUCAAUUUGGAAAUUUCUCAAAAAAAUAAAAGCAGAGCUAACAUAUGACCCAGCUGUUUCAUUCCUGGACAUAUGCCCAGAAAACUCCAUACCCUACCAUAGACAUAUAUGUAUCUCUAUGUUUAUCCUGUCUUAUUAACUAUAGCAAAGAAUUAGAAUCAACAGAUGAAUGGAUAAUAAAAAUUUAGUAUAUACAGGCCGGGCGUUGGUGGCGCACGCCUUUAAUCCCAGCACUCGGGAGGCAGAGCCAGGCGGAUCUCUGUGAGUUCGAGGCCAGCCUGGGCUACCAAGUGAGCUCCAGGAAAGGCGCAAAGCUACACAGAGAAACCCUGUCUCGAAAAACCAAAAAAAAAAAAAAAAUUUAGUAUAUACAAAUAUAUAUAUAAUAGACUGCUACUCAGCUCUAAUGAUAAUACUAUCAUUAUAAUACUAAAUAAUACUAAAAUACUAAAAGACAUUUUAAUAUUUCCACAGGAAAAUUAUAAAGUUUAAAGUUCUAUUAAUGCAUUUGUUUUAAUCCUUCCUUCACUUAAUUUCCUGCUAAAACAAAAAUAUAAUGGAACUUUUUAUACUAUAUCUUUGUCAUUGAAUCACGAGAAAUCUCAACUGUUAAAAAUUAGUGAAUACUCCAGUAUGCAUUGCCACAUUCUCUCCAGAAGCUUGGGAAUGUUUCACUGGUUCUUCUACCUGUACACUUUAUUAUGCACAAACACAUCAUGGUAGCAAUUAUAGUCCACCAAACAGUCAGAGGAUGCAUUUAAAGUUUGCAGCCCAGGAUGGUUUGAAAACAGGAGAGAAAAAAAAUGUGUCCCAGUCACAGAAAAGGCAAAAGAAUGGAUAUGGUUGUUGUUUCAUCCUAGUACAUUUUCUAGUAAUCCUGCUUGGCCCUUCUGUGACUUCUUUGGGAAUUAUAACACAGUUGCCACAUUUGUUAUAAUCCACAACUGACAAAAAUGCAGAUGAUAUGGUUUUAUUUCCUAUAAAAUUCUAACCACUCAUAUCUAACUUAAUAAUCUGAUUUUGACAGUCUUUUCCAUUGAUGAUACAGCUCUAUUUCUCAAAUGCUCUUGAAAUCUAUUGUUUUGUCUUCAGACAUGAGUUAAAUAAAACAUUGAUGCAUACAAA
Molecule: messenger RNA, 9173 nt
Organism: Peromyscus maniculatus bairdii (prairie deer mouse)
Lineage: Eukaryota; Metazoa; Chordata; Mammalia; Rodentia; Cricetidae
Gene: F8
Product: coagulation factor VIII
Cellular component (GO): plasma membrane
Molecular function (GO): signaling receptor activity; copper ion binding; oxidoreductase activity
Source: RefSeq, a predicted model, not a curated record